AAAAAGUUUUGCUCCCACGUUUGUUCGGCACCAGCCGGCAAAUAAACUUUUAGUUUGCUCAGAAUGACGGAGGAGACAGAAACAGUGCCUAUGCCCACCUGGCUGAAAGCAGAUCUAUUUGAAGAAUUGCUAAGUAAGCGUUACGGCGGCAAUUAUGCCGGAAUCAAGAGCUUCAAGCCGGAAGCCGGUCUCAAGCCGGGAGAAAACUACUCUACAAUUAUGCUGCGCCUCAAGUUUGAAGUUGAACUGAAGGAUCACACCAUCGAAAAUGUGAGCUAUAUGCUGAAGACUCCGCAUGAUUUCGAGAUGUACUGAGAGAUUCUGAAGAAGAACAACAUGUUUGCGGUGGAGAGGGAUGUGUUCAUUCAGGUGGUUCCCGAGCUGGAACAAAUGUACAAGGAUGUGGGCUUGGAGGUCAAGUUUGGGGCCAGCGACGCGCCCGAUGAUUACGUACUUCUGCAAAAUCUGGGUCCUUUGGGUUUCAGGAACGUCGAUCGCCUGGAGGGUCUAGACAUGGUUCACACCAAGAGUGUUCUGAAGAAGAUGGCCCAGUGGCAUGCGGUCUCGGCCACCAGGAUCCAUCUGAAGGGUCCGUACGCCCAGAACUACUUGCAACCCACGUUGAGGUUCCUCCACACUCAGCUAUUGAAAUAUGGACGAGUUGGGUAUCACAUUGCCUUCAUUCUCUGCCCACCAGUGCUGCUCGAUCGGACUGAAGAAGCAAAUCUGACCGACUUUGUCACCGAGACGGAUAAUGGAGAUGGUCUCAAGAUGGCAAUGUACUCCAAUGCCCGAUAUAAGAAGCACGUUAGCGCCAUCCUCAAAUGGUUGAACAAUCGAGGGGCCGUCCAGUUCUAGUUUACAGCACUUCUUUGAUCCCGAUUUUUAUACAUAAAUAUAUAAAGUAUAAUACUUAUUACUAAAGUGAUUCCUAAUGCUCUCUGGGAAAGAAAAUUUGUAACAACAUACCAUAUGAAAUGUUCUGCUUGUAAUGAAAUACUAAUACAUGACUUAAAAAUAAAAUAAUUUUGUAACUGAUCAACCAUUA
Molecule: messenger RNA, 1048 nt
Organism: Drosophila sechellia
Lineage: Eukaryota; Metazoa; Arthropoda; Insecta; Diptera; Drosophilidae
Source: RefSeq, a predicted model, not a curated record